UAGUUUUUUCGUUAGAGAUAAGAUUAACAAUUUAAGGUACGCCCCACCAUAAACCAAUUGACUAUUAUCUUCUAGCCUUAUAAAAGAGACUCAAUUUUUCUACUAAAUUUCAAUUUACACAUACAAGUUGAGUGAAACUAAGUGUGUUAUUUGGUUUAAUUAAGAAGUUAAUUAGCAAGAAUGGGUUCUCUUAUGGCAGGUUGGGAUUCUCCUGUUUCUGAUCCUCAAACUAUGAAAUAUCGGAAAACUAAGUCAUUAACAAAGGAAGAGAUAGAAGCAUAUUGGAGAUCCAAAAAAACAGAUAGAAGAAGAACAUCAAAGAUAUAUCUCUAUGUUAUCCCCUCAAAGCCUAAAAAAGGCAAAUAUUGUAUUUGAGGAGGCAGCUAAAGCAGAACAAGAAAGAUUAAACUUGGGGGAACUUUCUGAUUUGGAAAGGGAGGAGAGUUUAGAUCAACUAAUCAAGAAAAAUGGAUGGUGGAUAAGUAGCAAUUGGGCACAUUUGAAUGAGCCACCAUUGAAAGAACCAGAAGGUGCAACUUACAAAUACGUGUCACAAUUUCACGUAGCCAAUAUGGCUAAUGGGUCCAAUACUAAACCCGGUCCAACCGGAAUCAAUGCUUGAAUCUUGAUCCAUCGUUUUGGCUUUAGACCGGUUGUUACUAUUUGCUUUUUUUCGUCAGUUUAGUUUAUGAUGACAAAGUUACUUUUAAUUCAAUCUGUGAAAGUCUCUGUGUCUGUAUAUAAAGUUAUAUUUGGAAUUUGGUAUUUUAGGUGUCGAUGUUUGUAAUGUUGGGAGUUGGGACAUACAUCUCGUUGUAGCAUAUUUUUUUUUCAUGGUACUUACAAUGAAGGUUGUAUGAUAUUUGUAUUUUCUUCUUGUAAUUUGCUUAGAAAUAUUAUCCGAGUAGUCAUAACGAAACUUUUGUAUGUUGGAUCA
Molecule: messenger RNA, 937 nt
Organism: Capsicum annuum
Lineage: Eukaryota; Viridiplantae; Streptophyta; Magnoliopsida; Solanales; Solanaceae
Exons: 4
Coding region: 332-622 (96 amino acids)
Source: RefSeq, a predicted model, not a curated record